Condylostylus longicornis is the source of this 1125-nucleotide messenger RNA. RefSeq names its product cleavage and polyadenylation specificity factor subunit 4 (gene Clp). The record is from RefSeq and is a predicted model, not a curated record. Lineage: Eukaryota; Metazoa; Arthropoda; Insecta; Diptera; Dolichopodidae. The transcript is spliced from 2 exons. Gene Ontology annotation, molecular function: zinc ion binding; RNA binding. Bases 92 to 1024 code for a protein of 310 amino acids.
GGCAAAGGCUAUUUAAACUUUUGUAAAAGUAAAGAAAAAAGUUUUGUAAAGCUAUAUUAAUUUUUUGUAUUAUUAAGGACUAGAAUUAAAAAUGGAAUUUUUAAUAGCAAGUGUAGAUCAUUUAGAGUUCAAAAUUGAAAGAGAUUUGAAUCAACAAUUCGGAGCCUUACCUUUACCUUUUCCCGGCAUGGAUAAAUCUACCGCUGCUGUGUGUCAGUUUUUCAAUGGUGUCGAUGGAUCAGAAUGUGACAAAGGUGCAUCGUGUCCAUUUCGUCAUAUUCGUGGGGGCACUAUUGUAUGUAAACAUUGGUUAAGAGGUUUAUGUAAAAAAGGAGAUCAAUGUGAAUUUUUGCACGAAUAUGAUAUGACAAAAAUGCCUGAAUGCUACUUUUACUCAAGGUUUAAUGCAUGCCACAAUAAAGAAUGUCCAUUUCUGCAUAUAGAUCCAGAAAGCAAAAUUAAAGAUUGCCCGUGGUACGACCGUGGAUUUUGUAGGCAUGGGCCUCAUUGCCGUCACAGGCAUGUACGUCGUGUGUUAUGCAUGAAUUACUUAGCUGGAUUUUGUCCAGAUGGACAUCAAUGUAAAUAUAUGCAUCCCAGAUUUGAAUUACCUCCCCCGCCUGAAAUUCCUAAAGAUCAAAUAGUUAAAAGACCUCCAACAUGUCAUUAUUGUGGUGAGCUCGGUCAUAAAGCUUCUGGUUGCAGUAAAAUGCCUCCAGAACAAAAAGAAGCCACAAUUAGACAAGAAGAAGCUAGAUUUAAAGCCCUUAGUUAUUUUAAACAACAGCAUCAUCGUGAACAACAGCAAAUAUAUCAACAACAACUGCAAGGUGCUAAUGAAAAUGGAAAUAAUGAGAACCACAAUGACCGGUCGCAAAGUGAAUCUAAACCUCCGAAUCCAAAACCUGCUCCAAAACCGUUAGAAGAAAUAACCUGCUUUAAAUGUGGUAAUAAAGGUCAUUAUGCAAAUAAGUGUCCAAAGGGACAUUUAGCUUUUUUGUCAAAUCGAAAUCAACAAAGCUGAUUUCAUAUAGAGAAAAAGUAAAAUUAGGUUUUUUUUAAAGUGUAAUAGUCUGUAAAUUAAUUAUUUUUAAUAUUUUUAAAACCUAUAAUAGAGUUAGCAAA